Molecule: messenger RNA, 2116 nt
Organism: Eremomyces bilateralis CBS 781.70
Lineage: Eukaryota; Fungi; Ascomycota; Dothideomycetes; Eremomycetales; Eremomycetaceae
Product: centromere/microtubule-binding protein cbf5
Exons: 4
Coding region: 203-1672 (489 amino acids)
Biological process (GO): mRNA pseudouridine synthesis; snRNA pseudouridine synthesis; box H/ACA sno(s)RNA 3'-end processing
Cellular component (GO): box H/ACA snoRNP complex
Molecular function (GO): RNA binding; pseudouridine synthase activity
Source: RefSeq, a predicted model, not a curated record
CUUUUCCAUAUCGAAAAUUUCGGCUUCAAAAGUUCGGAUUUGACAGCCACCUCCAUAUCACUCCCCAGAGGCUCGCGUAUCCGGUCCACUCCCAUUCAUCCCAUUCCUCAAUACCAUAUAAUAUAUUGGUAUUGAUAGGGAACAUCGCUCCGGUUUAUCCCUUCAAUUGGCACCUCGCCAAAUCAUUUUAACCACAGGCAAGAUGACGAGCGUCGAAAUGAAGCCCGAAUAUACGAUCAAGCCGGAGAGCUCGGUGCAGGAGAUUCCCGGCUCGGAAUACCCAUUGCUUCUCAAAGACUGGGACAAGCUUCUGGUCCGCACCGCCCACUACACCCCCAUCCCUGCCGGCAGCGAGCCCGAAAACCGCGACCUCAAAUCCUACGUCAGUUCCGGUGUCAUCAACCUCGACAAGCCCGCCAACCCGUCCAGCCACGAAGUCGUCGCCUGGGUGAAGCGCAUGCUUCGCGUCGAGAAGACGGGCCACAGCGGCACCCUCGACCCCAAGGUCACCGGCUGCCUGAUCGUCUGCAUCGACCGUGCCACCCGCCUCGUGAAGGCCCAACAGGGAGCCGGAAAGGAGUACGUGUGCGUCGUGCGCUUCCAUGCGCCGGUGCCGGGGGGUGAGAAGUCCGUGGCGCGCGCUCUGGAGACGCUGAGCGGUGCGCUGUUCCAACGGCCGCCCGUCAUCUCGGCCGUGAAGCGCCAGUUGCGCGUGCGGACGAUCUACGAGACGAAGCUGUAUGAGUACGAUGAGCAGAGGCAUCUGGGCGUGUUCUGGGUGAGCUGCGAGGCCGGGACGUAUAUCCGAACGCUGUGUGUGCAUUUGGGUGUAUUGCUGGGCGUUGGUGGGCAUAUGCAGGAGCUGAGGAGAGUGCGCAGCGGUGCGAUGCACGAGGAGAAGGGAUUGGUCACGAUGCACGACGUGCUGGAUGCGCAGUGGGCGUAUGACAACAAGCGAGACGAGGCGCUGCUGCGUACCGUCAUCCAACCGCUUGAGUCCCUCUUGACGACCUACAAGCGCAUUGUCGUCAAGGACACCUCGAUCAACGCCAUCACCUACGGUGCGAAGGUCAUGAUGCCGGGUCUUUUGCGAUACCAGGCUGGAAUCAAACAGUUCGAGGAAAUCAUCGUCAUCUCCACCAAGGGCGAAGCCAUCGCCCUCGCUAUCGCCAUGAUGUCCACCGCCGACCUCGGCAGCUGCGACCACGGCGUCGUCGCGAAGGUUAAGCGCGUCAUCAUGGAGCGGGAUCUGUACCCCAAGCGAUGGGGGUUGGGACCGAUCUCGAUGGAGAAGAAGAAGAUGAAGGCCGCUGGCAAAUUAGAUAAAUUCGGCCGCGCCAACGACGACACCCCAGCCACCUGGAAAAAGAGCUACACCGACUACUCCAACACCGGCCCCAGCGCUGCCGCUGCUGCCGCCACCGGCCGCAUUGAGGAGAUCAAAGACGACGCCCCCGCCGCCGCCGCCGCGAAGCCGCAGGAGCUGAAGUACGACGAGGAGCCGGCCGCGCAGGCCACCCCGGGGAAGGAAGAGAAGGCCGACAGCAAGAAGCGGAAGCACGACGACGGCGAGACGGCGGAGGAGCGCGCGGAGCGGAAGCGGAGGAAGGCGGAGAAGAAGGCGAAGAAGGAGAAGAAGCGGGAGUCGAUGGGUGGAGCGUCGUCGGAGUAGAGAUUCCUGUUUAAAGCAAAAACAAACCGGUCGCCUGGGGUUUGCUGAGUCGUCGUUCGUUGGUUGCCUUGGAAGGCGGUCGGCUUUACAUCGUCGUCCCGUGGCUGGGAGAAAAGCUUGGGGGAUCAAUGGGACACCGGCGAUCUGGCGCACUCGAUGUUGGGUGGGUCUUUUGCGUUUUUUCGUGACGCCGUUCAGUUUUUGUACGGUUACGCGACGGGGCGUUUCUGGAUCUCUUGCAGUGGGGGGAGCUCUGCGUUUUGUAGAGUUCGAUGAAAACCGUUCACAUUCCACCAGUUCACAUUCAAUAGUGAUCUCUCUCAUGCGACAUUAUCGGUGCUCUUUGCGCACUCGUUUCCCAUGUUUUAGUGGAGGGAACAUCCCAACUCCGUGCUUAGUCAAUCAGUCAAUCUACUGUAGUGAUUCCCAGCCACGAAUCGCCGA